Panicum virgatum (switchgrass) is the source of this 1544-nucleotide messenger RNA. RefSeq lists its product as uncharacterized. The record is from RefSeq and is a predicted model, not a curated record. Bases 92 to 1336 code for a protein of 414 amino acids. The transcript has 2 exons. Lineage: Eukaryota; Viridiplantae; Streptophyta; Magnoliopsida; Poales; Poaceae.
ACCCAUUUAUGGCAGUCUCAAAAUUUCUGACUUUCCCGGAGUGGUGAAGCUGAUAUCCUCGCUCCUUGAUGCCAAGAACCAGCAAGAUUCCAUGCCAAACUGUGUAUCUGAAAACAAUAGAAGGAAUGUUAACAGUAGACGUCAGUCAAUCCGCACUCAUAUAUAUGAAUCUAAUUUGACGCGGCGGAUGUUGUUACCCUUGCUGGGCAUGUCAAUUCUUCAGAGGCUUGCUUGUGAUCCAGAUAAUUGCCAAGAAAUUGCCCAUGACGCCACACAUAUCACCACAAAGACCAUAGGGUUUAUCAGCUAUGUCAUCGACGAGAAAAACAGUCUUGUGCUACGUUCACCUUUGAAUUUUGUGAGGCGGCUUGCAAUCGAUCAUGGGAAAAUUGGUGCAAGGUUUCGCCAAGAGCUAUCAAAGAACCCAUUCUUACUGAACAGUCUUGGACGUAUAAUGGACGGGGACUGCCAACCGGAGCUAUGGGCGCCGGUGGUGGAUAUCAUAACAGCGCUGGCCUUGGAAGAGGCUGCAAGGCAGGAGAUUGGGAGCACCCAAUCCAUCAUUCCCAAAUUGAUGCAUGCAUUUGUUAGGCCAGAUGAUGUAAAUAAUCCCAGCAAUGAUCGUUCACUGCGAAAGGCUGCAGGGAAAGCACUGGCAAAUCUUACAAUGAAGAGCACAGACAACUGCUGGGCAAUCUUGUUGGAGAAACAAGGACACAAUCUUAUCAAGAAGCUCAUCGACAUGCUUGAUGACGAGUACUACAUAUGUGCUGUGGCAAAUCUAUUGCAUAAUCUUUGUGCAAACUCCAGAGACAAGCUGAUGGAGAUUGACCUUUGUGCAAGUGUGCAGCUGGAAUCUGCCCUGACAAAGGUGAUGCGAAUUAUAAUGACUAGUAAAGAGGGAAAACAGUUGGAGGCCGCACUCUGUGUCACUUCACAUAUUGGUUAUGUCAUCCCUAAAUGCUUUCGUAAGGUGCUUAUAUCAGAUACCGAUGCAGCAGCACUUGUUGAAAAGCUCGUGGACACUCUCAACUCCAACAAGGAACCACGUCCUGAGUACCCCAGGAUAAGAAGGGUCCUUGUUGAGGUGGUAAUAUCCAUUGUGCGUUUGUGUCCUGAUCCGUACAGAACUAUCUUCAGAGAAAAGAAGGCCAAGGACGCCCUGGACAUGGUCAAAGGAACUCCAUCCAGAUUGGAGAGGUACAGGGUCUUCAUCAAUGGCGAAGGAGUGCUCCCGGAGAGCUUACCUAUGCGUGGCCUAGUAGACAAGGCUAAAAAGCUAAUUUAUCGGCCAACCCCAACCACGAGUGCUGAACAAGCAGGCGAGCAUGCAUGAAUAAUCUUCAAGGUUUAUUGUAGUGUCCUUCCUCUUUAUCAAUGGUUAUAUGCAUUAAGGCUGUGGUCAUUCUGAAGUGGUAUAUGUGUAAUGUGUUGUAUUGUGAUUUGUUGGACUUGUAGCCAGACAAGCCAAUAUUUUGUGAUUCCGCACUCUUGGUUGAUUUUUCUUGUUAGAAAUAAAAUUAUACUCCCUCCGUUCUCAAUUA